AUGCACACCAACAACAAGUGGACUAGUCUUUUGCCAGCGAUCCAGGAUAUCUGUGACAUCUCAGGUAUUCCGGGAGUGUCAUUUGGCAUUGUGGAAAAUAAUGAGGUUUACACGGCUUCGCUUGGCUACGCUGACAUUGCAGGGGAAGUCCCUUGUGAUAGCAAUACUACCUUUGUGUUAGGGUCUCUUACUAAAGGCAUGACAGCUGCCUUGGUGGCCUCACUCCAUUCUGAUGGUACUAUCCCCUCGUGGGACACUCCACUGAAGACUUUGCUCCCAGAAUUUCAUCGUGAAGACAUUUACGGCGAAGUCACCCUCACCGACCUGCUUACGCACCGAACUGGCCUGGCAUCGCUUAACUCCUUAUGGCUUGCCUCCAACAAUAAGCCCUACCUGCCUAAAUCAGAAGCUAUUCAAAUCUUUAACCAUGCUCCGGGUAUCCAGCCAUUCCGAACUGAAUUUGUGUAUAAUAACUUCGGCUACGAGAUUUUCGGCCAGGUGAUUGAGAAGGCUGCGAGGAUAACAUUUGCAACAGCUCUGCAGGAUCGACUUUUAGAUCCUCUCCGUAUGAGUCGAACAUACUAUACAGGAGAAACCCGUGACAACGAAGCGAGGCCAUAUGCUGCCCUUGAAGACGGAUCCCUUGUACCUACCGCAUUGCCCCUUUUUGGGGAAGAUGUAGUGAUGGGUCCAGCUGGUGGUGUGCGAAGUUCUGUCAAUGACUUAUUGACACUUUACCAAGCCUUCAUGUCUGCUGCUCGAAGUGAAAUGAUGCUUAUAGACGGGACGGGGUCACAUGGGCAACUCAACCCGCCCCAAGUCAUUCAAGGCAUUGAUAAGUUAUGGAAAGGACAUCAACAUCUACCGUUUAAGUCUCUUCGCGAACACUCAUACGGACUUGGCUGGGCUCGAGCCCAGCUUCCGGCUAUCUUGGGACAAGGAUAUGACCCAGAUUCAGUCAAUCCCAUGGUUGGAGUGGGAGCACCAUCACAGCUGGCAUUAUACCAUGGAGGGGAUAUACCAGGGUUUGAAGCUUAUAAUUUAUUGCUCUCAGAGAGUAACAGUGCAGUCGUUGUCCUCGUGAACUCACAAACUCUCAAUGGGGGUGUGCGAUGGAUUGGAGAGCUUUUAGUGGAAACCCUUCUCGACAACGGUCACAACGCUCCCGAUUAUCUUAAGUUGGCGAGAAAAUCAGCCGAAGCUGAGGCAGAACGAGCCAAACGUAUCAACAAAGCUCUUGCGGUGGGUCGAAAAGUUGAUUUAUCCUCCAGGCCUCUAGAUGCCUAUGUUGGGACAUACUUCAACGCGGCAGAAAACUUUUUCAUCCAAAUAGUCCACAGCAAAGACAAAUCCCAUAUUGAAGUGUCAUACAUAGGUCGCCAAGAUGAUACAUUCUCUCUUCUACCCUAUCAAGAGGACAGCUUCUAUUGGACUUUGACGCGUGACGAGUAUGCCAGGCUCGGCCGAGGGAGUCUCUUUCCCUCAGUCGGGUAUUUCAUCCUCAAAUUUGGAUCAGCGAAGGAUGGUUCAGAUGUUUCUUGUCUUUGGUGGCAUCAUCAAAGUGAUCUGCCAUACCCCGGGGAGAUGUUUAAAAAGAUGGAGAGUAGCAACAUUCGAAGUGAAUUGUGA
Molecule: messenger RNA, 1629 nt
Organism: Penicillium malachiteum
Lineage: Eukaryota; Fungi; Ascomycota; Eurotiomycetes; Eurotiales; Aspergillaceae
Product: beta-lactamase/transpeptidase-like protein
Exons: 1
Coding region: 1-1629 (542 amino acids)
Source: RefSeq, a predicted model, not a curated record